Serinus canaria (Common canary) is the source of this 6230-nucleotide messenger RNA. It is a transcript of the gene FZD3, whose product is annotated as frizzled class receptor 3. Gene Ontology annotation, molecular function: Wnt-protein binding; Wnt receptor activity. Gene Ontology annotation, biological process: non-canonical Wnt signaling pathway; canonical Wnt signaling pathway. NCBI's taxonomy places the organism in Eukaryota, Metazoa, Chordata, Aves, Passeriformes, Fringillidae. Gene Ontology annotation, cellular component: plasma membrane. Bases 316 to 2349 code for a protein of 677 amino acids. The record is from RefSeq and is a predicted model, not a curated record. The transcript has 7 exons.
CCGGGCGCUGCCGCUGCUGCCGCCGCCGCCGCCACCCGAGGGACGCGCGCGGGACCGUGAGGGCGGCGGGAGCCGUGCAGGUUUUCCAGGAGAAGAGCAGGAAGCUCCUGGAGGCUGCCCUGUCACCAUGGGCUCCACAGUGUGGGAAUGUGGGUGAAAUUUCAACAUUUCAUUCAUGCCACAGAAGGACUGAGAAGGGAAAAAAAAAAAAAGGGGGAAGAUUUCUUCUGAGGAUGUUGAACACAGAAACUCUUCCAGUUGGGAGGAACCCCAAGCAAGGCCUGGGAAUAUUUUGGUGAAGGAAAUUUGGGAUCCAUGAGGAGCUGGAAGCUGUGCUGGGGUGCAGGGAUGGCUGUGGGCCGGGUGCUGAGCUCCCUGUGGGUUUUGGGGCUCUGGGUGCUCCCUACAGGAGGGCACAGCCUGUUCUCCUGUGAGCCCAUCAUCCUCAGGAUGUGCCAGGACCUGCCCUACAACAGCACCUUCAUGCCCAACCUCCUCAACCACUACGACCAGCAAACUGCAGCUCUGGCCAUGGAGCCCUUCCACCCCAUGGUGAACCUGGAAUGCUCCCGGGAUUUCCGGCCCUUCCUGUGCGCCCUGUACGCCCCGGUGUGCAUGGAGUACGGGCGGGUGACGCUGCCCUGCCGCCGCCUCUGCCAGCGCGCCCACAGCGAGUGCUCCAAGCUCAUGGAGAUGUUUGGGGUCUCUUGGCCUGAGGAUAUGGAGUGCACCAGGUUCCCAGACUGUGACGAGCCCUAUCCUCGCCUGGUUGACCUCAACUUGGCCGGCGAGCCCACAGAGGAGGCGCCCAUGGCCGUCCAGAGGGAUUACGGCUUUUGGUGUCCCCGCGAGCUGAAAAUCGACCCCGAGCUGGGCUACUCCUUCCUCAGGGUGCGGGACUGCUCCCCUCCUUGCCCCAACAUGUACUUCCGCCGGGAGGAGCUGUCCUUCGCCCGCUACUUCAUCGGCGUCAUCUCCAUCGUCUGCCUCUCGGCCACCCUCUUCACCUUCCUCACCUUCCUCAUCGACGUCACGCGCUUCCGCUACCCGGAGAGGCCCAUCAUCUUCUACGCCGUCUGCUACAUGAUGGUGUCCCUCAUCUUCUUCAUCGGCUUCCUGCUGGAGGACCGGGUGGCCUGCAACGCCUCCAGCCCCUCCCAGUACAAGGCCUCCACGGUGACCCAGGGCUCCCACAACAAGGCCUGCACCAUGCUCUUCAUGGUGCUCUACUUCUUCACCAUGGCCGGCAGCGUCUGGUGGGUCAUCCUCACCAUCACCUGGUUCCUGGCCGCCGUGCCCAAGUGGGGCAGCGAGGCCAUCGAGAAGAAGGCCCUGCUCUUCCACGCCAGCGCCUGGGGCAUCCCGGGCACCCUCACCAUCAUCCUGCUGGCCAUGAACAAGAUCGAGGGCGACAACAUCAGCGGCGUCUGCUUUGUCGGCCUCUACGACGUGGACGCGCUGCGCUACUUCGUGCUGGCUCCUCUCUGCCUGUACGUGGUGGUGGGAGUGUCCCUGCUGCUGGCCGGGAUCAUCUCUCUCAACCGCGUCCGCAUCGAGAUCCCGCUGGAGAAGGAGAACCAGGACAAGCUGGUGAAGUUCAUGAUCCGCAUCGGCGUCUUCAGCGUGCUCUACCUCGUGCCCCUGCUGGUGGUGAUCGGCUGCUACUUCUACGAGCAGGCCUACCGGGGCGUGUGGGAGACCACGUGGAUCCAGGAGCGCUGCCGGGAGUACCACAUCCCCUGUCCCUUCCAGGUCACUCAGAUGAGCCGUCCCGAUCUGAUUUUGUUCCUCAUGAAGUACCUGAUGGCCCUGGUGGUGGGGAUCCCCUCGGUGUUCUGGGUUGGAAGCAAGAAGACCUGUUUUGAGUGGGCCAGCUUCUUCCACGGGCGCAGGAAAAAGGAAGUCGUCAACGAGAGCCGCCAAGUGCUGCAGGAGCCGGACUUCGCGCAGUCGCUGCUGCGGGACCCCAACACGCCCAUCAUCCGCAAGUCCCGGGGCACCUCCACGCAGGGAACCUCCACGCACGCCUCGUCCACGCAGCUGGCCGUGCUGGACGAGCAGAGGAGCAAGGCGGGCAGCGUGCACAGCAAAGUCAGCAGCUACCACGGCAGCCUGCACCGCUCGCGGGACGGACGGUACACUCCCUGCAGCUACAGGGGCGUGGAGGAACGACUACCUCACGGCAGCAUGUCGCGACUGACCGACCACUCGCGACACAGCAGCUGCCACCGGCUGAACGAGCAGUCGCGGCACAGCAGCGUCAGGGACCUCAGCAGCAACCCAAUGACACACAUCACGCACGGCACCAGCAUGAACCGCGUCAUCGAGGAGGAUGGCACCAGCGCCUGAGGGCACCCAGGGCUCGCUGUGCCUUCCUCGGAGUCAUCCUCGGCCUCUCGUCCUCAGCCGGGGCCGGCUUCUCUGCGUGGGACUUGCCUCGGAGCUGUCUUGAAUCACUGAGUUAAAAGCUGGUUGUGUGCUCUGAACCUCUCCGUAGGUAAUUAUUUAUUUGAUAACUGUUCCUCGUCAGACACGACUGCUGAAUUUCUUAUUCUCUGUGGAAAACAAUCUCCCCCUUCCUUCUCUCCCCCUCCCCGCGUCCCUCCUUCCGUGGGCACCCCAAUCUCGGUGUCGGGGUCGUGCUGGGAGUUGUUCCGAUGAGACUUGAGGGAACUCUUGAUGGUUGAAGGAAUCCCUCCCUGCAGGGACACGCCCAGCGCUGCCCGAGGGACGUCCGUGCGAGCUGGCAGCGUGUGGUGACCCUGGAAACGCCCCAGGAGAAGGAAGCUCCUCUGAGGAUCAGCAGCUCUUCCCAAAGCUGUCCAGGCUCAGUUCGCCACAGGGUGGGGGGAAGAGAGAGGCAGGGAAGAGCGAUUUUUUUAUAACUUGUAUUGUCCUUGCUUUUUUACAAAAGACUAUUUAAAUUUUCUACUCGUUUACAAUUUCUGUAGGAAGAGAUGGGUUUUAAAAGCAGUUAUCUAGAUAAUAUUCAGCCAUUUAUUUUUUAGAGUCAUGUACAAAAGCUGAGAUUGCCUGUUCCUGAUCUAUUUAAAAAUAAAAAAAGAUUAUCAUAGGAAAGCUGAAUUUGUCCCCCAAGCAGGAAUGUAGAGCCCGUCCUUACAGCCAGAGCUGAGCCUGUUUACAAAGCCCAGCAGCUGAGGCCUGAGGAACCAGAGGAUUUAUUCAAGGGUGCCCCACCUUCCUUGUGAUGGCAGGGCUGGUCUGGGGAGGAUUCUCUGUGCUGAGCAAGAAUUCAGAGAUGGGUGGGAGAAACUGAGGCCACCAGGUGGGGGAAAGGAGGAUGUGGCAGCUGGAAGGCCAGGGCAUUCCUUGAGGAGGAGACAGGAUCCCCAGUUCAGGAUCUUGGUUACAAUCCAGCUCUGCUGUGGUUCUUUCCAUCCCCUUCUGCAGAUUCAUGGCAGGGAAUUCUCAGUUUGGGCUUUUUUUGUGUGGAAAGGAUCCCCUGGGAUACACUGGAGACAGAAGUCAAGGAUGGUGCUGGAGAACUUCUGGAGCAGCUUCAGUGGAGAUUGACCCAGCAGGAGGAAACGCUGCUGGGGUGCAAACCUACCUCAGUAACCACUGCAGCUCUCUGCUGGGAAACAAAUCCUUAUUUUUGCAUUGUCCUUCCAGAAUUCCCUGGCUGACCUGCUGGAGGCAUUUGGAGAAGCCUUUGUGCACCAACCUCCAGGGCAGGGCCGGGGCAGGAGCUGCUCCACAAUUAACUCCUUUUAAUUGCAGCUCAUAACCUGUGUGCUGUGCAAUCAAAGGCUCCCAGAUUUAUCCCAGAUUGUCUCUCUUACUUCCACCGGGUCAGGAGGGAGCCCAGCGUGGAAUAACAAAGCUCUUUGUUGUCAGCCCGGGAGGGAGGUGCUGCACCCAGGGCCCUGGGGCAGAGCAGGCUCUGCUUUGCCUGUUUGCUCAGCAAACAGCCCUGGGCCGGCCCAGGGAUAGCCCUGGCCUAAGGAUAGUCCUGGCCUAAGGAUAGUCCCGGCCCAGGGGUAACAGUCCACAUCCAAAGCUGUGGAAAAAUCCUUUGGAGUGACUUAAACUGGAGAAGCUGCAACUCCCUGGAAGCCCCAAGGCUGUUUUCAAAUUCAGCUCCUCCUGACUCACUGCCUCAGAGGGGUGAUCUGGUAGAAAUCUGGAUAAGCUGAGUUUUCCUUAACACUGGAACUGAACUAAAUAAGCUCAAGGGUUUACGUUGAUCCUCUUGGCUCCAUUUCCAGUAUUUUUUUUAAUAACUUGUAGCAAUGCUUUGACUUGUUUAGAGACAGGGAGAGGAACAAUGAUGGAGCUUGGAGAAGGAUCCUGCUGGAAGUGUUGUUAAUUUGUGAGGCUCAGUCCCAGUGCUGCUUCCAGAUGGGAAUAUCCGAGUCAUUCCUGGCUGAUCCUAAAGGGACAGGCUCCUGUCACCCCAGGGAGGUGAUUAAACUCAGACUGGGGUUCUGGCUGGGAUUUUUGCCUCCCUGCCCUCUCCCUUCUACCUUCAACACCUGAGCCAGCAGGCUGUGCUCUCCUGGCAGAGCAUUCCUCCUGGGAAGAGAGGAAUUCCUCCCUCACCCAUGGAACAAUGCCCCAGCUCUGCUGCAGUUCCCCUGCUGGGGCUCACAGCGCUGCAGCUCCCAAACCGUGCUGUCCAGGGGCUCUGAAGUGCAUCCCAGUUCUCCCAGUUUGAAUGUGGCCCCACCAGCAUCUCAGGCAGGGGCACCAGGAGGGGUUUUGGGUUGUGUUCCUGCCUGGAGAGAGCUCCAGCCCCGGUGCCUGGUCUAUGGGAUUGGUGCCAAGCUUUAAAUUCCCCCCGAGCUGAAAGCCCCGGCCAGGAGGGUGUUCCUGCAGUCCCCGAGGUGCUCUGGGCUCCCUGCAUGUCCCUGCAGCACUUUGUCCCUCCCCAGCAGCCACAAAGGCUGGAUCCUCUCUCCAGGAAGCAGCCAGGGAAGGUGGACAGUGCCUGGCUCCCCCCAAACUUCAUCCCUGUCCCUCCCACGCACACGAUGGCUGCAGCCCCAAAACUCUGCUCUGUGGAAUCGCUCUGUCAAAGCUUCCUGCCGAGUGCAUGGCUCCUCAUUCCCAGGGUUCCAGGGAUCCCCAGCUCCUGCUUUACCAGCCCAACUGCACUGACAGCAGAUCCCCCCGAGUUUGUGGUGUUCCUUCUUUCUUAACCCCUUCAGCUCCCGUGAAAUGUCCCGGAUCAGGGCUGCAGUCCCAUUGCAUGCAAGAGGCUGCUGCUCUUUUUUAAAGCAUAAACAACCCAGCAGCAGCAAACAGCCACAUUUGGGUGUCAGUGUGUUCGUGUUCUCCCUUUUCUUCCAGAUUUGGUGCUGGAAGCUUUAAGCUCUAGGGGGGAUCUGGUGAGCACAGUGUGGCACUGGGAGGCUCUGGCUGAAAUCCAGUCACGGCCAAAUCCAGCAUUGCUCCUGAGUUGUUCCAGCAAGGAGGGAAGGGAAAACCCCUCAGGAAGGGCACAAGGAGCAGAGCCAGGCCAGCCUAGAGCAGUGCCCACAAGGAGGGAAGGGAAAACCCCUCAGGAAGGGCACAAGGAUGAGAGCCAGGCCAGCCUAGAGCAGUGCCCACAAGGAGGGAAGGGAAAACCCCUCAGGAAGGGCACAAGGAGCAGAGCCAGGCCAGCCUAGAGCAGUGCCCACCCUUCCGGGGAGCGAUUCUCCAGCGCAGCUCCAGGGCACUGAGGAUCCCAGAAUGCAGCAGGGAGCUCUGACCGUGUGGUGAAACCAGGGCACGGAGCAGAGCACAGGAGACAUCCCCAGGUCCUCCUUGAGCAGCAGAAUGUCCAGUUGAAUGUGAAGCUUUACCCCUCUCCCCUUGUGCUUCUUUUCUAACGGGAUCAGGAUUGCUUUUCCCCCGAGGCGCGGCGUUUUCCCGGCUUUUGCUCCGCGCAUGGGGAACUCGGUGCAUGGAACGCCUCGGGCAGCCCUUCCUCGGCACUCCGUGUCCGUGUUGUGACAACGCCCAGCUUCUCAGGAGAGGGGAAGGAGCUCCCAGGAGAUUUUUACUUCUUGGAAUGUGUGGGGCAGCCCCUGCCCGUGGCUGACCCCACUUGCACUCGGCUCUUGGUAGAUUUGUUUACAGUAGUCCAGUGUCGGUUUUGUAACGUUUAAUUUUUAGCACUUUAACUGUGAGUGUACAAAUUGGUUCCCUUGUAGUUGGUGUACAUUUUCAUUUUAGACCUUUGGAAGUUUUUAAUAAAACGAUGGAAAAACUCUGGCAACAGA